GUCCAAGAUCACCACUUGGAGUCGGAUUUUAGAAUCGCAUGUCUCAGCGCGCGCCUCGGUUAUUAUACAGGCGAGGAGGAGGUGGAGACCAAGGCAGUUGGCUGCACCAUGAAGACCCAAGAAGAACAAAAGCCCGCAAGCAUGUCGUUAGUUUCGCAAGCUGAGAACAACAAGAAGUCUGGCAGCUCUCAAAAAAAAGCGACGACAGCGCCGAAAAUUCCACGUGCCCGGGACCGAACUGAAGCGACAGUCUGCAUCGAUGUAGAGAAGCUCCAGAAAGGAGGGGCAUUGACACCGGAC
Molecule: messenger RNA, 300 nt
Organism: Amoebophrya sp. A25
Lineage: Eukaryota; Dinophyceae; Syndiniales; Amoebophryaceae
Source: the annotation of a GenBank genome assembly